This is a messenger RNA of Aplosporella prunicola CBS 121167, 558 nucleotides long. RefSeq lists its product as uncharacterized. NCBI's taxonomy places the organism in Eukaryota, Fungi, Ascomycota, Dothideomycetes, Botryosphaeriales, Aplosporellaceae. The transcript has a single exon. The coding region runs from base 122 to 487 and encodes 121 amino acids. The record is from RefSeq and is a predicted model, not a curated record.
CUUUUCCUCAAGGCCGCCAAGCUAAAUAAACCCUCUCCGGAGCCGGCAGACUGCAGCAUUAGUCUAAGCAAAACAAUUAUACAUUUCUCAAAGCGGCAGACUGUAAGCAAGACCGAUCACCAUGACGGGAAAAGCAGGAGAAAGAGAACAAACUUUUAUUAAACGUCGACCGUCCACCGCAAACUUCGGCUUCCGUCCUCGAUUAAAACCCCUAAACCCCAUAUCCUCCAACUCUCUAAAAAUCUCAAAAACCCGAACACGAAAACAUUCGAUCCUCAACAAAUUCCAAUACAAAAGAACACCCACCCCAAAAUUAAACAAUCACACAUCUGCAACCCCAACGCCAAACAACACAGUCCUCCCCCUCAACACCAACCUCUACAUAUACCUCCGCCUCCUGACCCUGCCCUUCUUUGCUGACGGCUGCUGCUGUCCGCGAAGGCGGGCACGGUCAGAUGACGGAGGUACUUGUAGAGGUCGAUGUUGAGGCGAAUGACGCGGCGGAGGUGGGGAAAGAGUGCAAGCUUCAGGUGGAAGAAGGAGCACGCGUGAGGCGGC